Messenger RNA from Medioppia subpectinata, 4077 nucleotides. The record is from the annotation of a GenBank genome assembly. Lineage: Eukaryota; Metazoa; Arthropoda; Arachnida; Sarcoptiformes; Oppiidae.
UUGAUAGAAGUAUUCCUGGAUAUGAAAGAUAUUCGAUGACAGGCGACGCCAACACAGGAACACAUAAUUUACGGAUAUCUAAAGCCAAGAGUGAAGACGGAGGAGAAUACCAGUGCCAGGUCGGACCCGGAGCUGGUGGUAAUCAACCGAUAAGAGCCACAACCAAACUGACAGUUUUGAUCCCUCCGACGUCCAUUGAAAUCACCGGACACUCAAACCAGACUCAGUUUGAGGUGAAAGAUGGACAGACAAUGGACUUGGAGUGUGUGGUCACUGGAGGCAAACCGUCCGCACAAAUCAAAUGGUUUCGCAAGAAUAUUGAAUUGAGAACUGACAACGUGACUGUGCGUACAAUACCGGCCGGUUCUAUGGACAACGAGUUAUCGACCGGCGGUCAUCACUCAUCGGACUCCAUCUCAGUGUCGGUGUCGACCAUUACAGUCAGACCUCACGCCGAAGAUAAUGGUGUGAUGUAUACGUGCGAAGCCAUUCACACUGCCUUAUCAGCGCCUCUCAGACAUUCGCUCACAUUAUCUGUUUUAUAUCCGCCCGGUCCGCCAGAAAUCACGGGCUAUACGGAGGGCGAGACCGUGCGAAUGGGUGAUACACUAACGCUGGUCUGCAAAUCAAUUGGUGGCAAUCCUUUGGCACAAUUGGUUUGGUAUAAGAACGACGAAGAGGUGGACUUCUCGUUCACAACCACUGCCAACAAACAGUCGGCCAAUUCUCACACCUUUGUGGUCGACGCGUCCGACAACAACGCCGUCUACCGAUGCGUCGCCUCUUCGACCAUCACUCAGACACCGAUGGUGUCGGAGAUCAAACUGCAGGUGCACUUCGCGCCCGCAAAGGUCUACAUCAACGGCACCAAAGAGGCCAAAGCGGGCGACACCGUAACCAUGACCUGUCGUACUGAACGCAGUAAUCCUCCAUCAGAGCUGAGUUGGGUGGUUGACGGCCGACCCGUCACCGCCACCAACACCAUUGUCGCCGAUCCGGCCGGCGGUUGGAUCAGUUCGGCUAACGUUACGGUUGUGGUCACCCCUCAGGACAGGAAUAUGAAAAUGUUGUCGUGUUAUGCCAUUAAUCAGGCGUUGGGCGAGACUAUAGUGGAGACAUCAGUGCUCAGUAUUCUCUAUCCUCCCGAUCCGCCCAAUAUAUUUGGUUACACUGAAGGCAACUCAAUACGUGCCGGCGCUCUACAGCGGCUCACCUGUGUCUGCAACGGCGGUAACCCUCUCUGCACUCUCAAGUGGUUUAAGGGCGACACCGAAGUCACUCAAGCGACUCAAGUGACCACUAAUGGCAACGUUGUCUCCAACGAAAUUGCGAUUAUAACCAAAGACAGUGAUAAUGGGGCUCAAUAUCGGUGCGAAGCGAGCAAUUCGGCCACAACUGUUCCAUUGGUGGCCACCGUUCAGCUCACUGUUCACUUUCCGCCGUCUGGCGUAUACAAUUUCUACUCGGGUUUUCUCGGGUUUAGGCCCUCAGUUCACCUUUACCACACGCUCUGCCCGUCGAGAUUGGGCCUUAGCCACCAGUGCACCACCUCCCUACCGAAGGAGGAGUUACCUGUAGUCCUUGGGAUCAUUGACGGCCUCUACGGAGGAAAGACUACUCGAAAUAUAUUGCGGCUAAACGUGACCAGCGAUGACGACGGCGCUGUCCUCACGUGUCAAGCCACGAAUCGUGUUCUCCAGCAGUCAGUACACGACGCGACAACUCUUAGCAUUCAAUUCGCCCCUGAAUUCCUAACCUCUCCGUUGACUCAAUUCGAUAUAACCGAAGGCCAGUCCUCUUUGAUAAACCUCACGGCCAGAGGAAAUCCCUCACAUAUUCAGUACAAGUGGUCGCGACAGCCGGACACUGGCUCUACCGGUGACACCACUACUGGCGCUCCCAUUGACUCGACUCGUCUCCAGACCGAAGGACCCGUUCUUAACAUUAGUCAAGCGCUGAGAAGUGAUUCCGGAGUUUACAAACUUUUUGCUCAAAACGAUUUGGGAUUCAGCGAAACGGCCAUUAAGAUCAACGUUCACUUUGGGAGUUUUAAUCGCAAACUAUUGCCAUUAUUCCCCUCAGACUCGGCACAGAUACUCAAAGUAAGCGACCUCGUGAUGGUGGACGAGUGGUCCAACGCCUACCUCGAGUGCACAGUCGACGCCAACCCGACCACCGACACGACUAUCACGUGGCGGCGCAAAGUCCGCAAUGAGUCCGACACCGCUCUCAUCACACAAGAGAUCGAUUCGAUGCGAAUGCGGACAACAGUCGACACGAUUGACAGCUCCGGACUCAGCGGACAGACGGGAACCGUAUUGAAGGGCACUCUCGUUAUCUACAACACGAGUUUAGAGGACUCGGGCCAGCAGUUUGAGUGCGUGGCCAACAAUGGUGUGGGCGAUGGCGACACAGCGAUCGCCACAUUACUUGUGUUGCACAAACCAAUAAUAGACAGAUCGCCCAUAAUAUCAAAGUCUGCCACCGAUAACGGAUCCAAUGGUCUACUGAUUUGCAGAGCACAGGCGGCCCCUAACGUGACGUUCACGUGGACCAGAGAGGGACAGAUAUUGCAGACAAUGACCAAAGCUGUGGGCGCUGUGUCUGGAGAUACGGCCGACAAACAGAAGAAAGGGUCGGAAACUGUCGACAAAGACAUUAAAUAUAUGAUCGAAACGACCCAACAGUUGGAUUUAGUGACUUAUCAGAGCGUUCUCGUCAUUUUGGACGUCCAGAGCCAGGACUACGGCGCCUACCAGUGCUUAGCCCGCAAUGAUCUGGGCUUUGAUGCCAUUACCAUACAAUUGAAUCGCACUUCAAAACCAGAUCCACCGCUCGCUCUGCGAGUGAUUAACAUAACCGAGUCGUCAGUACAGCUCCGGUGGAUACCGGGCUUUGACGGCGGUUUGGGUCAGGACUUUAGGCUCCGUUAUAGACCCACAUUGAACUCCGAUCCGUCCUUUUCAUACAAAGAUGUGUUUCCGACAAAUUCAACACAAAUAGUGAUGACUGGUCUGAACGAAGACACCGAAUAUGUAUUCGGCGUUCAGGCCAUCAAUUCGUUGGGUCAGUCGGACUUCACCAGUGAUGUCGUCAAAGCAAAGACACUCAAAGAAACUCCGGUCACAGAAACGGAAAAAAUAAUAUCGAAAAUAAUGAACGAAAGGGCCGGCGAUUUGCCUAAAUUGAUAUUAAUUGUAUCAGUUGUGGGCAGUUCUCUACUCCUAUUCAAUAUCGUAUUAGUCGUUUGUUUCGUACGAAAGCGUAGGAGAAAGCGCUACGAAGAGGAGAGCGACGGAACCGAUAGUAAGACAACAGGCAGUUCGAAGACGACAAUGGAGAUGUACCAGAGCUCCAACAGCACCGGCUAUCACAAGGAAAACAAUGAGACCUCUCUUAGCGAAGACGACGAGAACAAGAGUCAAACUCAUGAUAAUUAUUCCGGACAUACAGACUAUGAAAUGGAAAUAAGUCCGUCAGGAGUUGUGACCACACAUUCGCACGGAAUCAGCACUUAUUUGAUUGACGACGCGAUAGCGCCCUCUCAGCACUACCCGACCACUCGGUUCACGAGUCUCGUGAGUCCAGUGGGUCCGGACCUGACGACCAACACCUACUUCAUUGAUCGUCAGAGCGAUGAAUACGCGUCUGCCUUAAGAAAAAAUGCUUACAAUCAACAGUUGGCGGUCAGUCCGGGCAGUGUCUCGCCGUCGCCGCUGCCAUCGCUGCAGCCCUUGACUAUUAGUCUGUCCAACAGUCAGUCCCCCAUAAAUCAUGUCAAUUAUAUGGGCCCUCGUGUUGGCGAUCAUCACUUAUCACAGCCUCAGUCGCCGACUUCACAUCAAUAUCAACAACAACUACACCACCAAACGGUGCCUCCAUUGCCACCGCUGCGAAGUCUGGGUGCCGUCGGUGUCCCACCAAAUAUGACCACAUUCUUGCCGGCCAUCAAUGAGGAGCCGCACCUCACGUACGCACCGAUGGGUCACUUAGUAUAGCAUUCAACAAAUAUUCACAAUUUUUAUUAUUAAUUUUUCAAACAUUUGUUUUAUUUGACAAUUCAUUUGUUAACGAUAU